Corticium candelabrum is the source of this 1491-nucleotide messenger RNA. RefSeq names its product GPN-loop GTPase 1-like. The record is from RefSeq and is a predicted model, not a curated record. Lineage: Eukaryota; Metazoa; Porifera; Homoscleromorpha; Homosclerophorida; Plakinidae. Bases 83 to 1258 code for a protein of 391 amino acids. Gene Ontology annotation, molecular function: GTPase activity. The transcript has a single exon.
UUUGACAGGCGUGGUUGCUUCGGCUCUCUCUCUCUCAAAUUGUGUUCUGUUUCGUUAUCUACUGCGAUUUGUAUACUACAUAAUGGCGCAUUCUGUUAGUUUGGAUGACGUAGAGGCCUCGCGAGUAUCAGAAACGGGGCCCACCAGAAUUGAUCAUGAAAAUGAUGAAAUGGCAGCAGAAGAGGCAACUGGACAGUCAUCAGAUCAUGCAGUCAGUAAACCUCAGUUGCCUGUAUGCAUACUUUGUCUUGGAAUGGCCGGUUCCGGGAAGACGACGUUUGUGCAGAGAAUUAAUGCUCAUCUUCAUGCCCAGAAGAUGCAGCCUUAUGUGAUCAACCUCGAUCCAGCAUGUUAUGAAGUACCUUUUCCUGCCAAUAUUGACAUCCGGGAUACAGUAGACUACAAGGAAGUAAUGAAACAGUAUGGCCUGGGACCUAAUGGUGGCAUCGUGACUGCACUCAACUUGUUUUCGACUCGAUUUGAUCAAGUCAUGGCUUUUAUUGAACGACGCAGCUCAGAGUGUCAGUAUGUGAUACUAGACACUCCUGGGCAGAUCGAGGUUUUCACCUGGUCAGCAUCGGGUGCUAUUAUUACGGAAAUUCUGGCAUCUAGUUUCCCUACAGUGAUUGUGUAUGUUAUGGAUACAUCUCGGUGUGUUAGUCCUGUGACAUUCAUGUCAAACAUGCUUUAUGCAUGUAGCAUUCUGUACAAGACAAAGCUGCCCUUUCUUGUUGUUCUCAACAAGACCGACAUUGUGGAUCAUAUGUUUGCUGUAGAAUGGAUGCAAGAUUUUGAUGCUUUUCACGAGGCAUUGGAACAAGAGACGAGCUAUAGUUCCAACCUUUCACGGUCGAUGGCUCUUGUUCUUGAUGAAUUCUACAAGAACCUCCGCACUGUUGGUGUCUCUGCUGUCUUGGGCACUGGACUAAAGGAAUUUUUUGCUGCCGUCGAUGAUGCCAGGAGGGAAUAUGAGAUGCAUUAUAAGCCAGAAAUGGAACGAUUAAAACGUGAAAAGGCUUUGCUAGAAGAAGGGAAGAAAAAGGAGCAAUUGGAAAGGUUACAGCGAGACUUGGGGAAAGGAAAAGAGGUUCGGGUAGCAACUGGAAUCACAAUUGGUGGAUCUUCGAAACCAGAACUUGGAAUGGGAGGUGGAGAUGACGAUAGCGACGACAGGGAGACUCAAGAGGAAAUAGAUGAAGAGCUGCCUGAAUCAGACUCAUUUCAGCGCUUUUUACAGAGACAAGGCAAUAAACAGUGAAGAGAUAUGGAGAUAGUUUUAGCUUACCUGCCUCUGUCUAUAACCAACUAAAUUGAUCCAAUAACCCUGGGGGUUGUGGUUCCUUGCUGUUGAUGUUUGUAUAUUCCCACUCUACAGGGAUAUGACGCCAUUCUUUAAACAAACAAACAAACUUGGGAGAGUACAAGAGUUUGUUUGACUUGUCUAAAAACUUUAUUACAAUCUUUCAGAUUCAAGGCAAUGCAAUAACUUAG